Molecule: messenger RNA, 1405 nt
Organism: Aspergillus homomorphus CBS 101889
Lineage: Eukaryota; Fungi; Ascomycota; Eurotiomycetes; Eurotiales; Aspergillaceae
Exons: 1
Coding region: 249-1157 (302 amino acids)
Source: RefSeq, a predicted model, not a curated record
CCCGCCUACAUCACCAUAGCCUAAGACUACUGAAAUCUAUCCACAGACAAAGACAUCAAGGUGAACUCCAGUUUUCGGUCUUUAUAUUAGAGUGGAUCUCAACGCACAUUAUAACAAGAUGGUUUUCUCCGACUAGAUAAUUCCGAAAAAUAAAUAGUAGUGAGCUAUUUAAACGAACCGUUCUUCUCGCACCUACUCAAGGGAAGCUGCACUCAACCAAACCACCAACGUGCAGUGGUCAGGUUCCGAUGUCGACCGAAAGAUCUCUCCGCCAGCUGGCGUACUACGUCAACUUCCACCCGAGCGAACUCCGCGACAACUCGGUCGCUGUGGAGACGGAGUACGGCCGAGCACGCUGUAAACUAUGUGGCGGGAAUGGUAGAUGUCCCUUCUAUCGCUGUGGGUGGUGCUCUCACCACUUCCACCAUGACUGCAUCGACAGCCUUCGGCGAGCCGAGGGUGAACAGGGAAGACAACUCGCUUUUGGGUGUGCAAACUGCGGUACGCCAUGGAUGGAGCGCGGAGGCGGAGAACCUCAUGGUCGCUCUGAGUCGCUGUGGGCGUCCCUCUUCGGAGAAGACCCAAGCACUGAUCGCCACGAAGCCCAGGGCGCCGCCCGAUUUGGCAGCCAAUAUUACGAUCCCUACUCACCCACCAGGGGAGGCCGCGAUCACCACCCCAAACGUGCACACCCGACACAGCUGGGUAGCCCGCGUCAGCAUCCGCACCAGCCUUACGAGCGUCGACGUUCGCAGUCACCCCCUCGACAGCUCCAUCGCGACCAUCGGGAGCGCUCACCCAGGUACAGUCCUCAACAAGAUCAUCUGGUCUAUCGGGAUUAUCCAACCCGGUACAGUCGUCGACCAUACCAUCGGCGUGGCUAUCAGAGAAGUUUUCCCCGGGACAGUCCUCGAGACUAUCAGGGUAGUUCAUCCCAGAGCAAUAAUCCUCGACAGCAUUAUCGGGACUAUCAGGUUAGUUCUCCCACCGUGAUUCGCUGUCCUUUCUGUUUCAAGACGCAACAAACCUGGCUUGACCUAAAAGUGCAUUGCCAAUGUUACCAUCGUGAUGUUGGGCCGGUUUGCCCGAGAUGUCAGGUAAAGCUCGAGGAUUGGCAGGGCUUCCUUCGCCAUUACGAGGUCAAGCACUAUGUGUAGGCGUGGUGGCUAUACCAUAUGAUCCGGGCGGAUUACAUGUCGUAAGUCGCGCUUAUUGGCGAGACUUUCUUUGAUUCUUGAACUUGAUCGAGGUCAGCAAGAGGAGCAAGGGAGCAAAUAAAAAGGAAAAUACCACUAAACCAGAUAACCAAGAAGAUACAUAGGGCUUGAAAGCCUCUUAUUUUGAACACUAUGCCAAUUAUUCUAUCCAAACGCACAUUGUGCAUAAUCUCUAACCUGUAAUCAUC